Trypanosoma grayi is the source of this 303-nucleotide messenger RNA. RefSeq lists its product as hypothetical. The transcript has a single exon. NCBI's taxonomy places the organism in Eukaryota, Euglenozoa, Kinetoplastea, Trypanosomatida, Trypanosomatidae. The coding region runs from base 1 to 303 and encodes 100 amino acids. The record is from RefSeq and is a predicted model, not a curated record.
AUGUUUUGUUUGUUUUGGGUGAAAGUGAUCUUCCGUAAGGGAGGUGACGAAAGGGACGAAAGUAUGGCUACGUCGUGGACGCUGAAAAGGUGGGGGGAGAUGUAUGGGGUGCCUGAGUCGGCGUAUGAGGUGGCAGCUGGAGUCCGCUCAGUAGAGGCUGUUCUAUACCAUAACCCUGUUGCCGGUCCGCUAUGCGGACUUGCAGUGUUACUCAGCUCGCAUAUUUUUCUCACCGAAGGCGCAAGUGGUCGNGCCUUUCCACGCGAGCAAACUUCCCCCUGUGUCUGUGCCUGCGACACAUGA